Messenger RNA from Megalobrama amblycephala (Wuchang bream), 1221 nucleotides. It is a transcript of the gene tusc3, whose product is annotated as tumor suppressor candidate 3. Bases 214 to 1116 code for a protein of 300 amino acids. Gene Ontology annotation, cellular component: oligosaccharyltransferase complex. The transcript is spliced from 11 exons. Lineage: Eukaryota; Metazoa; Chordata; Actinopteri; Cypriniformes; Xenocyprididae. The record is from RefSeq and is a predicted model, not a curated record.
AAGAGCAUCUUCCAUCAUGGCGGUGGUAUUCAAGGGAUUCCCAUUCAACCUGCCGUUUGCAUCCAUAUUGCUGAUUCUGCUGCUAUGUCUUCAGUCUGGAGGAGGUCAGAAGAAAAAAGAGGAUUCGUACCCGAGAUCUUCGCAUCGCAAGUACUAGCUGAGCUACUGAGCAAGCUUAUUACGUUAGUAAAACUGAAUAUAUGGAGCUAGAACAUGCUGGCAGAGAAGGUGGAGCAGAUGAUGGAGUGGAGUUCCCGCCGUUCCGUGAUCCGUAUGAACGGGGAUAAGUUCCGGCGGUUCGUCAAAGCUCCACCCCGGAACUAUUCCGUUAUUGUGAUGUUCACCGCACUACAACCCCAGAGACAAUGUUCUGUCUGCAGGCAAGCUAAUGAGGAAUAUCAGGUGCUGGCUAACUCCUGGCGAUACUCUUCGGCCUUCUCCAACAAACUGUUCUUUACGGUUGUGGAUUAUGAUGAGGGCGCAGACGUCUUUCAACAGCUGAACAUGAAUUCUGCCCCCACCUUCAUGCAUUUCCCAGCCAAAGGGAAGCCGAAGAGGGCAGACACCUUUGACCUUCAGCGGAUUGGCUUUGCCUCUGAGCAGCUGGCCAAGUGGAUCGCAGACCGUACUGAUGUGCAGAUUCGGGUGUUCCGGCCACCCAACUACUCGGGUACGAUCGCUCUAGCUCUGCUGGUGUCUCUGGUCGGUGGGCUUCUCUACCUGCGCAGAAACAACUUGGAGUUCAUCUACAACAAGACUGGCUGGGCCAUGGCCGCACUGUGUGUGGUGUUUGCCAUGACCUCAGGUCAGAUGUGGAAUCAUAUUCGUGGUCCUCCGUAUGCCCACAAGAACCCUCAAAAUGGUCAAGUGAGUUAUAUCCAUGGCAGCAGUCAAGCUCAAUUUGUGGCUGAAUCUCACAUUAUUCUUCUGUUGAAUGCCGCCAUCACCAUGGGAAUGGUCCUUCUGAAUGAAGCAGCCACCUCUAAGGGAGACGUGGGCAAACGAAGGAUUAUCUGUCUUGUUGGACUUGGUUUAGUGGUGUUCUUCUUUAGCUUCCUACUAUCCAUCUUCAGAUCAAAAUAUCAUGGUUAUCCUUACAGCUUCCUGAUUAAAUAAGAUCAUGCCGUAAAAGAAAAAGCUGCCGAACUUCAGAUUCAACUGCUGUUUGACUGUAACGCACUACAUGUGUGACCUAAGAUAAAUAAACUGAACUAUUACCCA